Messenger RNA from Aplysia californica (California sea hare), 636 nucleotides. RefSeq names its product spore wall protein 2-like. The record is from RefSeq and is a predicted model, not a curated record. Bases 1 to 636 code for a protein of 211 amino acids. Lineage: Eukaryota; Metazoa; Mollusca; Gastropoda; Aplysiida; Aplysiidae. The transcript has a single exon.
AUGGCGGAGCAACGGACCACACCUUCCCUGGUGGGAGCGGAGGAGACCCAGGUGGAGAUUGGAAGUGUUAGGUUUGUACCUCAGAGGAGGAGGUUUGUAGAUGGGGAGGAGUCGCGUAGGAAGAGGAGGAGAGUGAGUGGAGAGUGGCGAGGUGAGGCGGGGUUAGGUGAGGGAGAGGAGGUGAUAGUGGUGAGUGAUGAUGAGGAAGAGGUGGGUGAGGGAGAGGAGGUGAUAGUGGUGAGCGAUGAUGAGGAAGAGGUGGGUGAGGGAGACGAGGUGAUAGUGGUGAGUGAUGAUGAGGAGGUUGGUGAAGGGGAAGAGGUGGUAGUGGUGAGUGACGGAGAGGAGGUGAGCGAGGCAGAGAAGGUGGUAAGUAAGACGGAGAAGGUGUUUAAGGUAGGGGGAAAGGAGGUGGUGGUGACGAUAGAGAUGGGUAAGUUUGCGGAGGGGGAGGAGGUGAAGGUAGAUAAGGGAGAGGUGGUAGUGGACGUAGAGCUUGUUAAAGGAGAGGGAAAGGUGGUGUUAGAUCUUGAGGUAGAAGUGGAGAAGGGGACAGCAGCGGGACGGAGGCCGGAGGUGGAGGUGUUGGAGGUUGAGGUGCUUAAGGGAGAGGAGGUGAAGGUGGAGAUGCUUUAG